AAAGUCGGACUUCCUGACUGAUUUAGCGUUUACUACCAAUCGAGGUUCAUUCCCAUGAUGGCAUCCAUAAUCAGCUACUAUCGAGGGAAUAAAGACAAAUUUGUAUGGAAGAACAUUGCCCUGCUGUUUGGUUUUCAUCCGAUUGCGCUGUUUGCCCUAUUUCGGGUUCUAAGUGGUUCUGCCAGCCUUAAUACAGUCCUUUUCAAUUUUGCUUUAGGCUUUUUAGGGUUUUUAAGCCUUACAGCUGGCGCUCAUAGGCUUUGGUCGCAUAAAGCUUAUAAAGCUCGAUGGCCUUUAAGACUUAUGUUGGUGCUGUUUAAUUUCUUGAUAUACGAGAAUCCUAUAAUUCAUUGGGCUCGAGAUCAUCGCACUCAUCACAAAUUCAGUGAAACCGACGCUGAUCCUCAUGAUUCCAGACGUGGGUUUUUCUACGCACACAUGGGCUGGGCAAUGUUGAAAAAACGCCCAGAAGUGUUGAAAAAAGGCAAAACCAUCGAUCAAUCCGAUUUGCAGAAUGAUAAAGUAUUGAAAUGGCAAGAAAAGUACUACAUGUUGUUGAUGCCUUUAGGCACGUUUAUUCUGCCUACCGUAAUUCCUGCGUAUUAUUGGCAAGAAACAUGGGCAAACGCAUACAGCGUCAAUAUUUUGCGAUAUUUAUGGGUUCUUCAUCUGCAUGGAUUGAUUAAUUCGGUUGCGCAUACUUUUGGAGAAAAACGAUUUGAUAAAAAUAUUGGACCUGGAGAUAGUGUUUUGGUAUCGGCUCUAACUCUUGGUGAAGGUCAGCACAACUAUCACCAUACGUUUCCAUGGGAUUUCCGAGGUGCAGCUACCGGAAUGUUGCGCUGGAAUUUAACGCUUUUCUUCAUAUUGGCCUGUGCGAAAAUAGGAUGGGCCUACGAAAUGAAAGCUCCUUCGGAUGAAAUUGUGAAAAAACGAGCGGCCCGAACUGGCGAAGAAACUCAUCUAUGGGGUUGGGGUGACAAAGACAUUGAAAAAGUCAUUGAAGAAUAUAAAUUUUCUACGACUGUGGAUUGAUUGAUACACUCAAACAACUGAUCUGACUGAAGAUUGAAAAAUGUGAUUAUAAGGGUGUUAAGGGCGUGCAAAUGUACAUUUUUUGGACUUGCUGAAUAUAAUUUAAAUUUGUAAAAA
Messenger RNA from Dendroctonus ponderosae (mountain pine beetle), 1152 nucleotides. Its product is annotated as acyl-CoA Delta-9 desaturase. The transcript is spliced from 4 exons. Gene Ontology annotation, cellular component: endoplasmic reticulum membrane. Gene Ontology annotation, molecular function: iron ion binding; stearoyl-CoA 9-desaturase activity. Bases 55 to 1035 code for a protein of 326 amino acids. NCBI's taxonomy places the organism in Eukaryota, Metazoa, Arthropoda, Insecta, Coleoptera, Curculionidae. The record is from RefSeq and is a predicted model, not a curated record. Gene Ontology annotation, biological process: unsaturated fatty acid biosynthetic process.